Pieris macdunnoughi is the source of this 4839-nucleotide messenger RNA. The record is from the annotation of a GenBank genome assembly. Lineage: Eukaryota; Metazoa; Arthropoda; Insecta; Lepidoptera; Pieridae.
AUGAACUUUGCGAGAGGUGUGGCGGGGACAUCAAAUAAUAAUGGGAAAGCGGGACGAUCAGCUGUCCCAGUGGAUGUGGGAUCGCCCUUACUUGAUUGGGAGGAGGGAGAUCACUUCAGUUUUGAAGAUUCCGAACGUUUCGAAGAAGAUUCUAUGUGUAGCUGGAGUUCGGAACCCGAAAGCCUGUGUAAUAAUUGGCGAGGCUGGAGAAGACCAAAUUUUCCCAAUUCAUUCGGACCUCGGCCAACGAAAAAACCAACUCAAGACAAACCAGUAUCAUCACUAAGUGAGUUGGCUGCUAAGUGUGUCGCCAGUCACAUUCCAUUUGAGUUAGUUGAACAUGUGUAUCCACCAGUACCAGAGCAAUUACAACUACAAAUUGCAUUUUGGAGCUUCCCAGAGAGUGAAGAUGAUAUACGUCUUUAUUCAUGCCUUGCAAAUGGAUCAGCUGAAGAAUUUCAGAGAGGAGAACACCUGUUUAGAGACAAAGCGGUUAAAGAUGUUUUACAAAUUGGUUUUCACUUAUCUGCAACAGUUUUACUUACCAUGGCAAGGACUCAGUUUAAUGUAGCAGUGACAUUUGACAGGCAAAAGAUAUCAUCAUGUAACUGUACUUGUUCCUCAUCAGCUCAUUGGUGUUCACAUAUUGUUGCUGUGUGUCUCUUUAGAAUACAUUUACCAACUCAAGUAUGUCUCAGAGCACCAGUAUCUGAGUCUCUACAGAGAUUGCAGCGAGAUCAAUUACAGAAAUUUGCACAAUACCUCAUAUCGGAGUUACCACGACAAAUUCUUCCAACGGCCCAGAAAAUAUUGGACGAGUUAUUAUCAGCGCAACCGAACCAAAUUAACACAACUUGCGGGGCACCUGACCCAACCGCAGGUGCAUCGGCCUAUGAAUACACAUCAUGGUUCCUCGAUGAGAAAACAUUACACAACAAUAUUAAUAAAAUAUUGGUGAAAUUUUGUGUACCAACUCCAAUAGUGUUUAGUGACGUAAAUUAUCUAAGUACAAGCGCUCCGCCGGCCGCGGCUGAGUGGUCGUCCUUGUUGCGGCCUUUGCGCGGACGUGAGCCUGAAGGCAUGUGGAAUUUGCUCUCCAUUGUACGAGAGAUGUUCAAACGUAGCGACCGAAAUGCUAUACCUCUACUCGAGAUUAUCACUGAAGAGGUCAUGGCUUGUGAACAGAUAAUAGUCUGGUGGUACAGCACUAAAGCGGCCUUAGUGGCGUGGGGUGGCGGUACGGGGGGGAAGCAUGGCGGAGGCGGCGGAAACUCCACCGCUCAGCACGCUUGUUCUUCUCUGUGUGACGAGGUGGUGGUGUUAUGGCGUCUCGCGGCUUUGAACCCUGGACUCGCACCACACGAAAGAGAUACGCUUCAUGAGCAGUUCACUCAAUGGCACGUGAAGGUUUUGGACAAGGUGGCAAAGAAUCGAAACAAUCACAUAAAUACGUCGCAUCCGCGCCAUGUGCGUGCGCAUUCUCACCCGCCAUACAUCAACGGUAUAAGUGAGACAGAAGUAUUUCCCGGCUUCAACCCUGCUAUGGAAGCCUGUUUCCUUGAAUGGGACGACUACCCAAUAGCUGGUGUUACAUACACAAAGGACCUUAAUCCGCUCUACCAUAGUCCUUUUACUAUAUUCAGGCAUUCGGAUAAGCAGGCAGACAGUGUUCAUCAGGUAAAUUCAUCAAAGGCAGUACUUAACAACGAGAUGUCUCUCAGCUAUAGGCUGACGAAUCCUGAUCCCUCAAUGCAAGGACAUCGCACUCUGGUUCACAGAAACAGUAGAAUAACUGUUGAUUUAGCGAUUGCUGGUCCUUCGAACCAGGCUUGUGGUUCUGGCCAGGAAGCAGCUCGUGAUCCCGGACCAAGUGACGGGAAUCAUUCGAGUGUCUCAUCUGAAGGUUUUUGUGAAAAUGAAGAAGAAAUGCAAGUAAGCGGUGCAGAUGGUGGUGAUACCGACUCUCAGGAUUCAUCUCCACCGAUUUCGUCUGAUGAUGCAAUUCCACCCAGGGAUGACUCCGUCUCUGAUGAUGAAUGUCAACUGUACUUCUAUGAUGCUACAGCUGCUAGAAGAGUGGCAGCUGACGGAUCAAGCGCAAUAAACGGGGCCAACAGUGUGGGUGGAGCCAGUAGCAGCGGCGCUAGUUGGCAGUGCGGUUGGGAAGUUCAGUUCGCGCGAGCUGAAGGCUUACACGCGCACGGACAUGCCAGAGAGGCCUGCGCACUUGGCGCCAGUCUUGCCAGAGAGCUAUUGGCUAGACCACCAGCCUUGCUAGGUACAGGCUACAGCAGCAGUGCAGCGGAGUUGCGACGUGCUCGUAGACGUCACGCACCGUCCCCGCGUCUCUGCGCAGCCAGCCAUCGCACCUCGAAUCUCGCUUCGACCACGCUUGCUAAAUGCGCUUUCCUUUGCACUGUUCUGGCGGAAUUCAGCGAACAACACGAAUUAGCAUUCCGUGUGGGUCUUUUCGCGUUGGAAAUGGCUCGUCCUCCAGCCAGUACAAAAGCUCUGGAAGUGAAACUGAACAAUCAGGAGUCCGAGCUGGUCGCCUUGCUGAAGAAACUGCCGACUGGUGCAGAGCAACUGGAUCUGGCUAGGGAGAAGGCGGAACAACUGAGAGAUGGAUUGCUAAGAAGCAGAGGUCCAGCAUUGUUGCCGAUAUCAUUGGCCAGUUUCUUGUUUGAAGUUCUUGUGCUGUCAGCGUCUGAAAACAAACAUCCAGCAAGACUGCUAACAGACGAAUUACUAGGCUUCGAAGCGGCAGUGGCAGCCCUAGGCCUCAAAGCGAACGUGUCGGAAGCAGAUCAUCCCUUACUAUGUGAAGGCACGAGACGACAACGCGGUGACCUAGCCGUGACCCUGCUGUCUUUCUACAAGGACGAUCCCGUUAAACUCGCCCGGAUUAUGAAUAAGCUCCUUGACCGCGAUAUCCACCAGCUGACAAAGGGUCCAAUGGUCAGCAUGUAUUACUCCACGAACCCUCGCUUCAAUACUCGCAGCGAGCAUCACCACCAUCACCCUCCAGCUAAUAUGCCUGUGGCCGGUCCAUCGUGUAACCUCUCUGGUGAGAUGGAACGUCUCACAGUGGGAGAAGGGAAUGGCUCGCCCCCCACAGUCCCCCAUUCACAUCAGACGCAUACUACACAUACCUUGCCUAGGCUUAAGGAUACCAGAUACAAAGGAAAGCGACAAUAUCCCUCAGUGCCAAAUCAGCCUUCGGAGGCGUCGUCUCACUUUAUGUUCGAAUUGGCCAAGUCAGUGCUGUUCAAGGCUGGAGGAUCGUCAAGUACCAGCCUCUUCACUCAGACCUCGUGUGCCAGAGAACAUCAUGGACCUCACAGAGGUUUACAUAUGGCGGCUUUCCAACUGGGCCUUUACGCGCUCGGCCUACAUAACUGUGUUAGCGCCAAUUGGCUCAGUCGUACGUAUUCUUCACAUGUGAGCUGGAUAACAGGUCAAGCCAUGGAUAUUGGUGCACCCGCAAUUCUAUUCUUGAUCGAUGCUUGGGAAGGUCAUUUGACACCGCCUGAAGCAGCUGGAAUAGCUGAUAAGGCCUCAUCGGGUCGCGACGUCCAAACUGUUCGGGCGGCGGCUGAGCUGGCCUUAUCGGUACUACCGCACGCACACGCCCUCAACUACAACGAGAUACAACGCGCAGUACUGCAGUGCAAGGAACAGAGCGACGCCAUGUUGGAACGGGCUUGUCUCAUCGUCGAAGCCGCUGCUAAAGGUGGCGGGGUUUACCCCGAGGUGCUGUACACAGUGGCCCGUUACUGGCACGAGCUUUACCUGCGCCAAGCCAACGAGGAGGAGCCCGAGGAGGCCUAUAGGGCUCCACCCCCGCUCGCCGUGCCUCUGCCCUACCCGCUGCCAUAUCCCUUCACCUACCACCCCUAUCCGCCACACAUCUACCGUCUCCAGUUCGAGUGCCCUCAGUACGGUGGCGCAGGUCCGGCUCACCCGGGCGCCCAGUUCGCGAUUCCGCAGUACUUCGUGCGCGGGAUUGUGCCGCCUCACGCACCACACCCGCAGCAGCACCCGCAGAUGGCUCAAGUGGCGCAGGUGGCCCAGCACGUCCCAAUGCAGCCCCACGCGCCUCCUCACCAGCCUAUACCCGUCAAUGUGACUCACCCCGCUCCGAUACCGCCGCCUUUGCCUGUCGCCCAUCAACCAGUGGGUGCCGUGGGAGUUGUGCCAGUCAGUACUGCACACGUGAAUAACGGUCCGCCCAUGGGCAGUGUCCCACAAGUACCUGGCGCUGGUCCACCCGCCUUACCGCAAGCGCAGUUGAGGAGAUUACUCGCUGCUUAUAGAGUUGGAAUGCUUGCACUGGAAACCCAGGCCAGGAGGGUCCACGAUGAUAGGCCGCAGAAUAAGUUCGGAAGGAAUCCCCCAUACGGCGAUCAUGUGAAAUGGCUUCUGCGUAUUUCGAAACGUCUAGGUGCGCAAUACUUACACCAGUUCUGCGUUUGCGCAGUUAACUCUGUGGUUUCACCGUUCGUGCUAUACGAGUUAUGCGUUGAGUCAGCCCAUUGGCUGGCUAGGGGAGGCCCUCAUCACCUCGUGAUGCAGCAUCUACGGGGCACACUAGCGCCACUCGUGCACAAGUGUCAGCAGAUGUACAUUCAAUGCAUCCAUCAGAAGCUAUACCACUUAACAGCAGUCGAGUACGAGGAGUUUGUUGGUAUCGUGUUAUCAGCGCGUACGGCUUUUCAGCUCACACCUGAAGGAAACACCCAGUUUAAGGAAUGGCUCGCUUCACUACGCAGAUCGAAAUCGUGCAAGAAGGACUUGUGGACGCAGCUGAACGCCGCGCUUCAGACGAACGGCAAAUGA